Molecule: messenger RNA, 504 nt
Organism: Trichoderma breve
Lineage: Eukaryota; Fungi; Ascomycota; Sordariomycetes; Hypocreales; Hypocreaceae
Exons: 2
Coding region: 1-504 (167 amino acids)
Source: RefSeq, a predicted model, not a curated record
AUGCCUCAGGACCAAGAUGCGCUCUACAAAGUCGGCCGCGGUGGGGCAGGCAACUACGUCUCGUCGAAACAGGCCGACGAGGCUUCCAAAGAUCUUGAAGCGCAGCAGCUAAAGGCCAUUGCCUCUUCCUUCUCUUCGCCGUCAGCGGCCCCGUCGCAGCCGCAGGGCCCCGCAAGAGCCGGCCGUGGAGGCGCCGGAAACUUCAUCGACCCGUCGUAUGCCGCGCAGAACCAGGGGCGGCUGGCAGACGAGACGGGGGCCGCCGUGGCCUCGAGCCUGAAGAAGAACCCGCAGCCUCACCGCGCGGGCUGGUCGGGGCGCGGGGGCGCCGGCAACUACAACUGGGAGCAGGCCGCUGAAGAAGAGAGGCGGCAGCAGGAGGAGGAGAGCAAAGCAGAGCUGGAUAAGAAGAUUAAAGAGGCGGUUGAAGGAGCCUUGAAGAUGCCGGAAAAGGCGCAUCAGCACGUAACCAAAGAGGAGGAAGCGGAAGAGGAGCAAGGGUGA